AUGCCUGCAUGCCUGCAUGGUAUCCUCCAGGGACGACAGGGGAUCUUAGCUAGCAGCGUCACACUUGCAAGUAGCAACCAGUCCCUUAACCUAUCAGUGCAUAACCAACUCUCAGACUCCAACCAGCAAGCCCUCCGCUCAUCCUCCACCAUCGACAAGCCCGAGAUGACGGAGAUGUCCUCGUUUUCAGACGCCAGCGUCACGGCUCGACGUGCGUGUUUACCUCGCUGCGACAAGGAGGAAGUCAUAUUGGCCGCGAGCGAGCCGAAGAGGCGUGCUGGGAGGCGAGCGUUGGAGGAGACUCGCCACCCGGUCUACCGCUGCGUGAGGUGGAGGAAGAAGAAGUGGGUGUGUGAGGUGAGGGUUCCUAAUAAGAGGACCAGGAUAUGGCUCGGGACGUAUCCCACGGCCGAGAUGGCUGCUCGGGCACACGACGUUGCGGCAUUGGCGCUUCGAGGAAAGAAGGCAUGCCUCAACUUCGCAGAUUCCGCGUGGCGCUUGCGAGUUCCUGAUUCUGAAGACCAGCUUGACAUUCGCAGGGCCGCCGCUGAAGCUGCUGAGACUUUCAGGCCUUCGGAAUUUGGUGGCGUCUCCAGCAGUUGUGAUGACGACAAUAACGAUGAGAAAAAUAAUGACAAUGACAAUAAUAAGAUUGAGAACGAGAAACUGGCGCUAGGCAUGGAUAAUAAGAAUGAGGGCUUCUACGAGGAUGAAGAGGCCAUGUACAACAUGCCAGGGUUGCUGACUAGCAUGGCGGAGGGUCUGCUAAUCACCCCGCCUCUUCAUUACUUGGACAAUAUGAACUGGGGAGUAGAUGACCCGGAAACCGAGCCAAACUUCAGCAUGUGGAGCUAG
This is a messenger RNA of Argentina anserina (silverweed cinquefoil), 855 nucleotides long. RefSeq names its product dehydration-responsive element-binding protein 1B-like. Gene Ontology annotation, biological process: regulation of DNA-templated transcription. Gene Ontology annotation, molecular function: DNA binding; DNA-binding transcription factor activity. The record is from RefSeq and is a predicted model, not a curated record. NCBI's taxonomy places the organism in Eukaryota, Viridiplantae, Streptophyta, Magnoliopsida, Rosales, Rosaceae. Bases 1 to 855 code for a protein of 284 amino acids. The transcript has 2 exons.